Gasterosteus aculeatus aculeatus (three-spined stickleback) is the source of this 3330-nucleotide messenger RNA. It is a transcript of the gene cnih4, whose product is annotated as cornichon family member 4. Lineage: Eukaryota; Metazoa; Chordata; Actinopteri; Perciformes; Gasterosteidae. Gene Ontology annotation, biological process: vesicle-mediated transport. The record is from RefSeq and is a predicted model, not a curated record.
CAACACGUGUCCCACACAGUGGAAGAAGGGACCGGAAAGGGACCCUCUACCGGAAGAUGGAAAAUGGAGGCGGUAGUGUUCAUUCUAUCACUUGUGGACUGCUGUGCACUGAUUUUCCUCUCGGUGUACUUUAUUAUCACCCUGUCUGAUCUAGAAUGUGACUACAUCAAUGCUAGAGCCUGCUGCUCCAAGCUGAACAAAUGGGUAAUUCCAGAGAUGGUUGGCCAGUGUCUUUCCACUAUGCUGAUGUUGGUCUCCAUGCACUGGUUCACCUUCUUCCUCAAUCUGCCUGUAGCAGCCUGGAACAUUUAUAGAUAUGUGAAGGUUCCACUAGGAAACAUGGGCGUGUUUGACCCCACUGAGAUACACAACCGAGGUCAGCUCAAGUCCCACAUGAAGGAGGCCAUGAUUAAACUGGGUUACCACCUGCUCUGCUUCUUUAUUUAUUUGUAUAGUAUGAUCCUGGCUCUGAUCAACGACUGAUGCGCCCUGCACACGCCCACAUUCAGGCGUCCAGGCUUUGCUGCCCCCUUCCCCCCUCCCCCCGGACCCCCCUCACACCCUGCUCCUAAUCUGUAUGCAUCUACAGCAGAGAGAAGAAGUUUACUGUCACUCAGGUGUAACUGAACUGCAAACGGCUACGGCUUUUUCAUUUAAUACUGAGGUAGACAUUUAACCAUCUGGCACUUGAGUACCAUCAUAAAACAUCUCUAAGCGCUGUGUGUUAUUGUGAAGGGGAGAAGUUAUGAUGUAUCUCUUCAACCUCUAUAUGCACUUCUAUAACCUGUGUUUUUUUUAUUAAGUAAAGACAAUACUGACAUAUUUACUGUAAGAAAGAUGAGCCUUUUUUACAUUCAAGUGAGCAAGAAAGAUUUCUAGGGCAUAGAGAAUCAAAACAGUAGUAAAAGCCCAACACUGAGAAAUAUUUCAGUGUCACUCUCAAGAUAAGGUGGGAAACUUGCGCUCUUCCACCAAAUAGUGUUUGAACUUGAAAACAAGAACUGGGACAUUCUGUGUGCUAUGAGGUGCUGAUGAACAUAUGUACCUCCUUGGAGUUACUUUUUUUUUCUCCUUCUAUUCCAACCAUUCACCGAACUCCUGAGAUGGCGGUGGUGAGAAUCCAGAUAUUCCAUCAUACACGCAGCAACCAUUCAUCUGGCUCGAGCUUGAUCUGACCUGCUGCUCAUCCGUGUGCGCGUGCAUGUUGCUAAGGUCCCCAGAGUUCAGCCAUGUCAUUUAACAUGGAGCUGUUUCUUAUAGGCCAUGACAGAGCUCUCCUAUUACCAUUUCAGUCUUCAUCUUUUCCUGUAUUCAUAGUUGUGCCUUUUUCCUUAUUUCUCCCCCAAAGAUGGUAAUCGUCUACUGCCGUUUGCCAUUACCUUUGUUUUAUGGCCCCUUUGUUUUACAGUAAGAGACACAGUUCCAAAUUAAUAAUAUUCAAUAAAUCAACACAUUUAUCAUUUAUUUUAUCUCAUGAGAUAAAAUAGGGAACCGCAAGAGCUGAAUCUUCAUCGAAGGUCCGUUGCUGUGAAGGACUUGUCCUGGCAUCCUCUUCAUCAGUUUGAAUGUAUACAUUAAUGGUCUCUUGCUGUCUAAGGCCCCUUCCUCCUCCUAAACUUCUUCAGUUCACAUAUUCGGUUAAAGUAUUACCAGUUUACAAAAGGAAAUGCUGAAGUUGCAGCUCUAUGAUAUUGUUUUAAAAUAAUAAUAUACUUUAACACUAAGCAUCACAUGGUGCAUCGGUGGGCCUGUUGUGACUUCAUGCAACCACCCACCACAGCUCAGCCCACGAUGUCAGGUUCCUCUGCUCAUUAGUCAGUACAGAUUCUAUGGGUGGCAGUUUGAAUAGAACUAUUGGAAGCGACCUCAGUCAUGAACUCAUUUACUGAAUGUCCUUUGCAAUAAUAAUAAUAGCAUGUGUCUCAGCGUGGUGUGGGACCUAAGAUCAAUAGGGUUAUGUUUGAUUCACAUUCAACUCUUAUGCAGUGUGCUGGGGGGGUUUUUUGGAGGGGGGAGGGGGUCAUAAACAAAAAUUAAAGACCAGUUGUGUGUCUGAAGCAUGUCCACUUUUACUUCCUAUGGCCUUACUUCCUAUUGUUUGUUUCCUCUCAAUGUAUUAUGAGAAGAAAACCGUCAAGCCAAGUGAAAUAUUUAGAGAAUAUGUUAGGUUUUUAUAAUCGCAAAGCAAAAACAAAUGAACUUCAACACAUUCAGGGUUCAAAUGCUGCUUCCAAAACAGCAGCAUGUCAUAAUAGUCUACAGACGUUUUAGAUUGACUUUAGUUACUUUAUCUUAACGUCAGGACAAUCCUGUUUUAUUUUUAGUCUCCAGGAAAGUGAUGUCUGUGUUAACAUAAACGUUCAGAAAACCAUGACUGACAAACAAUGUUGAUUACACGGCGUUUGUCAGUGUACUUUUUUAAAGAACUGAAGUGUAAAAACUGUAAACACUUAUAUAUAUUACAAAAAUAUAUCAAAGUUAGGCAUCAUCUGCUUAAUGGAGAAAACUUCACUUUCUAUUCACAUAUCCAAGAUUUAUCAUUUGGAGUUUAGUUUAGAAAUCACAAAUUAGGCUCUGAGGUCGUUAAUAUCCAACGUCCUCUGUCCUCUCAUCGGCACAGGAAAAUCUCCCCCCUUAAAAACUUAACUGGCAAGAAAAAGGAAGAACCGUCAGGGAGAACUUGAGGAGGAUCCCUUUAUCAGGGUGUGAUAUGUCACGUAUACGAACAAAAGAGGAAAGUCUAAAGCUUGGUCUUAAAUGGGGUGACUAUGCCCCCUCCCCCCGGGACUGAAAGUGGAAGCUAGUUACGAAGAAGAGGAGCUUGAUAACUGAAGGCUCCCAUCCUGCUUUUAAAGACUCUAGGAACAAGUAGCCCGGCAUAUAUGGAGCUCACCUCUAGUAGGGCAGUAUGGAAUUAUAAGCUCCGUAAAAUAAGACGGUGCAGGGUCUGAAGGUUAUGUCACAUCGGAAGGUCACAUGACACCUGUCACAUGGCAGAGUUCCUUCUGGCAGCCAUUUUGGAUUUCUUUAAUCUUUAGUCCAAUUUGCUUGAUUAGUUGUGGUUGAAAUUUACUAUUUUUCUAACUAUUUUUUAUCUUUUCAAGUUUAACUUGCCACAAAUUCCUUACAUUUUAGUCAAAGUGUUUUUGUUUAUGAUGUAUAUGUCAAAUAUCCUUUUUUGUUAAAUGAUAUUGAAUAUUUCUGUAAAGCAAGUCUAGCCCUGGAAAUGUGUUCAUUGCAUUCAAACUUGUUCCGUAUAGAAUUUAAUCGGUUGACAGGUAUUUGAUCAUUCUGCAAAGAGGAAAAUAAAAACAGAUUAUAUGUCUUGUC